Molecule: messenger RNA, 9580 nt
Organism: Poecile atricapillus (Black-capped chickadee)
Lineage: Eukaryota; Metazoa; Chordata; Aves; Passeriformes; Paridae
Gene: CFAP47
Product: cilia and flagella associated protein 47
Exons: 64
Molecular function (GO): protein binding
Source: RefSeq, a predicted model, not a curated record
AGCCAUGGCGGAGCGGUGGCGGGACGUGUGCGGGGUGCGCAUUGCCCCGCCCGAGCUGCGCUUCACCGACACGGUCCUGGGGAGCUGCUACCGCGCCGCGCUCACCGUGCAGAACCUGCGGGCGGACGCCUGCCACCUGCGGCUGCUGCCGCCACGCGAGCCCCAGUUUAAAUUGAUUGUGGAAAAUCCAGAUAAACCCAUUGCAUCUGGACUUCAAGUUAAAGCUGUUGUGGAAUAUACUCCCAAGUGUGUAGAAGAUCUUCAGGAUAAACUAACCCUUUUAGUAGAGGAUGAUGUAGUUCAUAUCCCCCUGCUUGUUCUCUGCAGAUUAAUUCCAUACUGUGAUCUGGAAGUAGAGUCAGAGGUUAAUUUUGGUGAAAUGAUUGCAAACAAUAAAUUAGUUACUAAAGAGAUUAGUGUUGCUAACCGUGGAACAACUUCAGGUGUAUUUAGAGUAACAUAUGAUGGGGUUGUCCUGCUUAAUAUAAAACCUGCCAGAGGAGUGGUAAAGCCAAAAUCUGUAAGGAAGAUUAAAGUGGAUAUCUGCACAGAUGUACCUGGAGUCAUCAAAGAAAUGAUGAAAGUGGAGUUGGAAAGUCGUGGCUGCACUGAAGUAUGGAUCAAAGGUGUUGUGGUUGAACAAGCUCUUAAAGUUCUUGGAGUGUCUUGUGGAAAAGCACUGAAGUGCAUUAACUUUGGACCCCUUUACUUUGGAACUUCAAAGACUGAAAAAAUAUAUUUAUACAAUGAAAGGUCUGAGUGUGUGGAUUGGGUAGCAGUACUGGAAGACAAUGCCAUUGGAGGAGAGAUGGGGACAGAUCUUCAGGGGAAUACAGAUGCUGUUCUACACGACUUAAGCCUGAAAAAUAAAGAUGUAGAUGUUUCCACCUUGAUCUUGUGCUUUCCCAAUCAGGGAACUUUGCUGCCUCAUGAGAAAUCUUUGAUUACAAUCUGCUUUAGUCCAGAAAAAUUUGAAAGAGAGUUUGAAGUGAAUGAUGCAUCACUGAUUCAAGAUUAUGUCCUGUUUCUGAGAUUUGAAGCCGUUGGGGAGAGAGGUGACUGUCUGCAGAACCUCAGUGGUGGUGCCACAGCAACCACAAGGAGUUUUUCUCAUCACGUGGACUUAGCUUUGAUGGGUUCUGGGUUUCCUGUGGUAUUAACUUUUAAGCCAGGAAGAGUAAUUCAUUUUAAGGACUGUUAUUUGGGUGAGCAAGCACAAGUUGUGUGCACAAUGAGGAAUGAAUCCGAGUUCCUACCAGUAACGUUCAGCUUCCGCAAGACUGCUCACUUCAAUAUUUCUCCUGAAAGAGGAAAACUUAAACGAAAAUCUGAAAAGGAAGUGACGAUUUCAUUUUCUCCACAUCAAAUAGGAGCAUUUGAGAUGAAGCAAAUUAUUGAUAUCAUUGGUACAGGAGUAGAUAAAAAUAAUGUAGAGGUUUUGAAGACAAAAUCCUUUCAUCAAAUAUAUUUGACCUUACUUGGUGUGUGCAAAUCUAAACAAACAAGCAUUGUAUUCACAAUUAAUCCUGGUCUAACACCCUUGAUUUCCAAUGCAACUGGACAAUUUGCAGUUCGUGGCACGGGACAGCUCAGUGUUACAGCACCUGUGGCAAUCCUUAAAUCAACCCAAACACAAAUUCAUACUCACCGGAAAAACAGGAAUUGUAAGGAUGAUGCACUUAUAGCUUUUCCUAAUGAUCGUGCAGCCAGCCUUAGGCCUAGUGAAUGGAACAAAACAUACAGGACUAUUUUCACAAAGACUGAGAGAUAUAAUUAUGUAGACCCAGAAUUUGCUUAUACUGACUCUGAAAGACUGUUAAGAGAAGAAGAUAGGAAACACUAUAUAAACUUCAUUUCCUGUUUAAGACAGCGUCGCUUAGAGAAAGAGGCUGCUAGGCAGUUUUAUAUUUAUAACACUCCUGUGAGCAUAGGCAUUAAACCAGCGGAAGGUCUUAAGUCACCAAAAAUCUCAAUCACAGAUUUUCCCAAGGAGAAACCACAGUCCAGAAUGCUUCCUUUAGAUGACAAUUGCUUGUUAACUAGUCGAGAAUUGGCAGCAAUUGUUUCGAAAUCUACAAACAAAGGAGUUUGGAGCUGGCUUAAUCCCAUGCCAUAUUCUACCAAGGAAAAGGAAGAUUGUCAUCUAACUUUGACACACAAACAGCUUCAUCAAAUAUUCAUUGGUCCUUCUACUAUAGAUUUUGGUGAGGUUUGUGUGUAUUCUACAACAACCAAAGAACUGCACGUCAUCAAUAACUUGUCAGUUCAUAUUUGGAUACAAAUUGAGAUGGAAGUUGAGGAAUUGAGGGAGACAUCUCCAUUGUCUCAGGUGGUGCCUCCUCUUACAAAAACUCAUAUUCCAGUUGUGUUUGAGACGACCACUGUUGGAAUGUUUAAAAGAUCUUUGAGUUACAAAAUAAACAACCGACACAUUGGACAUGUGCUGGUAGUUGCACAUGCAAUGCCUAUUGAACUUCAGCUGUCUACAAGGGAACUGAUUCUGACUCCUGUUCCUGGUUGCCUAGCAGGGACAGAGUUUAGAAGAACUGUCAGGGUGUGCAAUCCCAGAAACUAUCCUGCUAGCUUUAGUUGGAAAUCUGUAACUGGAGAUAGAAAAUCUGCAUUUACUAUAAAGCCAAUCAGAGGGUUUGUGGAGGCCUAUAGUGAUGUGGAGUGUGAAGUUGUUUGGCAUCCAGGGUUCAACACUCUAGAAACAGGACAAUUCAUCUUGUCUGUGCGCAAAGGAAAUUCAAUUCACUUGAAAUGUUUUGCAAAGUUUGGUACUACUAGAGUUCAGUUUAUGGCCCAAAAUAUAUCCUUCUUUCAUAGUCCAAUUGAUUUCACUACUUGUAAGACAGCCACUAUUCUAAACACAGGACACAACCAUGCAUACUUCCAAGUUCUUGACACAAACCCACUGCCUGGAAUGAAAAUCACCCCCUCUGUAGGAGUGAUACCUGUGGGAGGCGUUGCUGAUCUCAAAAUCUCUUUCUCUCCAAAGGCACACAUGAAUUUUGAUAAAAAAGUGGAGGUGGCAGUGAGGAAUGCAGCAGAACUCACACUUCGGAUUGGUGGAUUUUCAGAGAUCACUGAAAUAGGCAUUGAUGUGGAAGUAUUUGAAUUUGGUGGUCUUGCUGUUGGCGCUACAAAAUCAAUUCCAUUUUUACUGCAGAACAAGGGACAAUCUUGUACCAGAGUGGAGUUGGAUUUUUCUACGUAUAGGGAUUUUAAAUUGAAUGCUGAAGACAAUUCAGUGAUUGACCAUUCUCAUUCAAACCCCAAUUUGUAUUCAAUUACCUUAAAGGGAGGGUCAUCUUUGCAAUGCUUCUUGAUCUUGGUGCCAAAAAAGAUGGCAGCAUAUGACUUCAUUCUCCCAAUUGCUACUCCUCGGGCCAGUACCCCACCUCCAGUUCCUCCGGUGCCUCUGAAGCGCGGCGCAGUCGCACCUCAUCCGCCCCCGGAGGCUCCGGCUCUUCCACUCUGUAAAAUCAGAGCUCUUGUUACUCAACAAGUAUUGGAGUUCUCCUCAAUGGAAUUUAAAUUUGAACAACAUUCAAGUAACAUGUGUUCCAAUACUGCUCGUGGUAGUAUGAAUUCUCAGAACCUUGUCCUGAAGAAUCUCACAAAAGAGACUCUGAUUUGGAAAUUGAAUUUUGAUGAUGCAGACAAAAAUAUAGAAGAUGAUAUUUUCAGAUUUAGUCUGAAGCGUGGAUGUGUGUAUAAAGAAAAAGAAGUUAGUAUUACUGUGUCGUUUCACCCUCCUUGUCCUGGGACAUACACAUCUGAAAUAUCCAUGUAUCUAGAUGAUGAUCCGUCACAGUACGUGCUGAAAUUGUCUGGCACACUGAGGAUGCCAAAAAUAGAUUUUCAUCCCCCGUUUUUAAUGCUGAUGCCAGUUCCUCUGGGUGUGGAAACUGAAGCAGUGGUCACCAUCAUUCCACAGGAUUUUUUAAGACAAUCACGAAUUAGAGUUAAACUUCCUGAGCUUGAACUUGCAGACGGUACCAGAACUCACCCUUUUUCUGUGCAGUUCCCAGAGGGACAAGAUAUUUUUCUUUCAUCAGAUGGAGCAACUAAUGAACUGACUUGCCGUAUCAGCUUCAGUUCAUCUAAGCCAGUGUCAUUCUUGGGAGAAAUGCUCUUCAUUGACCAGGAAGAAAACAGGUUCCCAUUUCGGGUUGCUGGAACAGCAGACAAUUGUCUUCUUACCUUAUACCCGUACUUGGCAUUGCACUGCUCUGAUCAAAAAAUUAUCUGGAGAAACAAUGAAGACUUCAGCACUGGAGAAAUUGUUUUACAGCCAUGUUUUACACCACGAUCAUCAUCACAUAGUUAUUCCACCAGUUCUUUGGGUGUAGCUAGUGACUCAAUCUAUGAAGAUUCUUCAUCAGAGAGUACUACUUGUGAAAGUGAGAGCAAUGAGCAAGAGAGUGAGGAGAGCGAAGAAAUAAGAGAAGAAGGUGAAAGUGACAGUCAGAGUGAUGGGAGAGGAAAUAAAUGUGAAUUAUCAUUUUUUCCUGAUGAAGAUAAGGAGGAGUACACCUUCUUUCAAAAGACUCUAAAAGCUGUGAAGAGUUGGUUCACACUGUUUGGCUGGUCUAAGGGACAAAAUCCCAUUUCAGUACCUCACUCACUGAGACGUGAUGUGUGUAUAGUCCAGCUAACUGUUGCACAAGAAAAGAAUUUUAAACGAAAGGUUGACAAAUAUAAGGGAUUUUAUGAGAUGAUAUUGCAUCUGAAUGGACAACCAAUACCAGGCAUUGCAGCGAGCCAGUCAUUGCCCCCUGAUCCAGUAGAAAGAAUGUUCCAACUCCACUGGCAGCAUUCUGAAUUGCUUUCCUUCCUUAAAAGCCAAGGAGCAUAUCUUUCUCAUGUUAUGCCAGAAUUUCUGCUUUCACCUGAAGAUUAUGAGAUAUGGACGGAAGUGAAUACUGGACUGAGGUGUUUUACACCUGAAGUGAAGAGAGGAAGCAUGAGAAGCUCAGGCAAAUUAAGUGGCAGACCUAUUUUCGUUCUGGAGGACAGAACGUUUGAGACAAUGAGCAAACGAGCUUGGACAGAUGUGCUGCUACAGAUAUACAAGGUGUUUGUUCUUCCACGCGUUUCUUCCUGUAUUGUUUCUGACCCAUCAAGCUUGGAAAACUUGCAGAACAUACCAGGAAUAAAAUCAGAACCUUUAUCCAGUAAUAUAUAUUCUCGAUAUGAAAGAACCGUCCUCAUCUGGUUGAAUAAACAUUAUGAGAAAAAUCGAAAAAUUGUGUGGAAAGAUAGUCAAAGAGGUGGAAUACCACCCAUGAGGUGGAUAGUGAAUUUUGACCAAGAUCUUCUAGAUGGUCUGGUAUUGGCAGCACAGAUAGCAGCUUAUUGUCCAUAUUUGAUCCCCACUCACUUCAUAAAGAUGUAUACUAAUCCAAAAACUUAUGAGCAGUUUCUGCACAACUCCUUGAUACUUGUGAAGGCUCUGCAUGCUAUCAGUCUGGAUCUAGACAUAAAGGCCACUGAUAUUUGUGAUCCAAACCCUGUCAUGAUGCUUAUUUUGUGUGUCCACCUGUAUGACACUCUCCCUCAGUACUUACCCAAGAGCAGUAUAGAAUUUACAGGUCCUCUCCAUGCUACUGUUGUGAAGCAGGUGCGCCUGAAAAACCCGAGCAAUAAUACUUUGGGAUACAGUGCUGUUGUUGUGGGAAGAGAUGCUGGUGAUUUCUCUUUACCUAAAGGAAACACUGUUACCAUUCCUGCUACACUAUAUACAUGCAGCAAAAACCCUAGAGGAAUAUGUAAGAUUUGUAAGGACAUAAAUCACGUUUGGAUCCUGAAUAAAUUGUAAAAAUUUGCAGUGAUUGCUCUGAAAAUAAAUCUGGAGCCUUUUCAGCAUAGGAUUCUUAGUGGAAAUUCUGUUAUGGGGAUGUUGAUGUGCUUCAGCCUAGGUAUGAUAAAGUGCAAAUCCCCAUGUUAUGAGCUGAAGAAAUUGAACCUAAAUGUUACUAAUCCCUUCAGAACUGAUGGCACAUUCAGGGUAAUUUUGCUGGAAUCCACAAACUAUUUAGUGCACCCAGAGAAAAUGUAUCAAGCCAGGCAAGUAAAGCAAGAGGUAAAGUUUAGUUCUGAAAAUAGCGCGUUAAAUUCAAAAAUUGGUGCAUUGCCUGAAGAUUCAAAGGAAGAGACUUGCUCUGAUCAGUCUGGCCUCCUGCAUGAGUUCUUCAGUCCAAUGGAAGAAGUGGUCUUGAAAGCGAAAGGUUCUGCAGCCUUAGAUAUUCACUUCCUUCCCUUUCAUCAGGAAAAGCGUUACUGCACUGUCAUUCUGGUUAAUGAAAAGAUUGGAGACUUUGUGUAUCUGAUUGAGGGAACAGGAGAUUUACCUUUGCCUUCAGAAUUGCCUGCACUGGACAGUCCAAAUGUUUUGUGUGCUACCAAUGCCUCAGAAGAUGCAAGCGCUGUACAACCAGUUUUAUAUUUGAAAUGUGGCCUUGGUCAGACUCUGGAGGAAAAUCUGAGGAUUCCAUUGAUCAAUGAGGCAAGAGAGAGGGCCCUGGCUCUCGCUGCACAGCAGCAGAUGUCAGCCCUUGAGUAUGAGAGGAGAUUGAUGACUGGCACUCUGCAGAGCAGCACCGUUCGAGUUGCAACUGCAUUGUUGGGACUGUCCAGAGUAGAGAGACACGCACUUCUGAAACCUCGUAAGCGCCCGUCAGAGAUGAAGUACGUGGAUUACAGUGUAGAACUGAGCAUGAAACACUUCUUUGAAGUUCCUAAAAAGUUCUCUAUUCCAGUGUUAUCUUCAGCCAGAGUUAAUUUGGACACUUCAUCAGACAAAUGUCCUGCAUCUCAGAAAACAGGUGGAAUUGAUACAGUUGAGUUUCCUCUAAAAUUCACUCCUAAGCAUGCUGGUUGCUACCACUGUCAGGUUAUUCUGAAGUCGUCCUGUGACAUUCGUGUCUAUGAGGUUGAAUGUGUGGUGAAUGCAGACCAGGCCGAUGCACAGCUCGAAUUUCUAUCUCCAGCUUACCAGAUGGUGACUCAGGAAAUUCCAAUUAGUAACUUAUCCUGUGAGGACUGGAGAUUUGAAGCAACUUUGGAAGGACAGUGUUUUCAUGGCCCUUCUGUAAUAAAUGUGCCUGUAGGUGAAACAGUUCAGUAUCCUCUCACGUUCAAGCCGGUUGCUGAGAGUGUAAUAAUGGGAAGGCUUAUUCUGAGAAAUGUUACAGCUGGAACACAGAACAUCUUUAGUCUUAAGGGAAUAGGGAAGAAACCUCUGCCUCAGGAUUGCAUUGUGAUUGAGUGCCAAGUGGGAAAGGUCGCUCAUAAAAUCUUAUGGGUGCACAAUUAUACCAAGAAGAUGUUAAAAUACAAGGUGUAUUCCAAUCUCUCAAUGCUGAGUGGUGCCCCUGAUCUGGCUGUCAACCCAGAGGACACCGCUGCUUACACUUUGAGUAUCUCUCCCUGCAGACGAGGAGUCUUUCAAGGUGUAAUUUCAUUUGUUGCUCAAGAUGAAGACCAACAGCAGCCUCAAGGCAGCAGCUCACCACAGAAGACAGAUGGUAAAAAGGCCCUUCAGAAACUGUCAGCAGGGACUCCACAAGCUCUUGAUGCAGGUAACUUUGGAGGAAGUUCUACAAACUGCAAAGUGUGGUUCUCCUUGAAGAUUUACAGCACACCUGCAGCAGCAGAAAGGACAAUAGAUGUGGAUUGCAAAGCUCUGGAUACUGUUGGAAUUAAUAUUCCCAUCACUAAUCCUACCAAUAAAGUUCUCAAGAUGAGUGUGUUGCUGGACCAUCCAUCCCUUUUUGGAGAAAAGUCUUUCAUCCUCAGGCCCAAACAAACAUUUUCAUAUCACCUACAGUUUUCUGCAGCUGCUCUUGGCUCUUUUGCUGGAAGUGUCAUGUUCCGCUCAGAUGUGAUUGGGGAAUUUUGGUAUUCCCUGAAGUUCAACGUAGAGAAGCCAUCGCCAGCUGGGCUGCCUGAUAUAGGAUGUGAGCUUGGAAAAUGGACUUAUGCAUACAUACCUCUUGCUAAUCCUACUCAUGAAACUCUGGUUCUACAAAUGGUUAACAGCGAUCCCAACCAUUUUGCAGUAGAGGCUGACCCAAAACAACCUCUGACUAUUCCUCCUCAUUCCACCACUCAGCUGCCAGUGAGAUUCUCUCCCUCUGCCCUUGGAAGACGCAAUCACAAGGCAACAGUAACUUUCAAAUGCCCAAAGUUUGGAGAGCGGAUAUUUCACCUGACAGGGUCUGGAAUUCCUCCUGCACGGAUGGAGGCAACCACCAUCAGUGCCUGCAUUGGCGAGUACUCCUCUGUCAUCGUAUCCUUCGAAAACCCAACUGCUGAAACUGUGGUGGUAGAUAUCGUGCUGGCAGAUCAGGAGCUGUUGAAUCAGCAUCUGAGUGCAUCUGUCCUGUCCCAGGCCACCUGUAAGGAAUCUGUUUUUCAUCUUCUGGUUAAACAGCCACAAGGAAUCCGUUUAGCUCCAAAAGAAAAACUGGAAAUCCCCGUGUUAUUCAUGCCAGAAGAGAUGAAAAUUUAUAAAGCAGUGGUGGUAAUUCAUGUAAUGAGGGAAAACGGUGAAAACUGGCCUUAUGAGGUUACUGCUGGAUCAAAUAGAGACUUAAACAGCAAUGUUACUGUAGCAGAGAAUGGGGAAACUCAGGGAAUACUUUGGAUCUACCCGAUUAAUGGAACGCCUGAAGCACCACAGCAGAAAUCAGUUGUGAUUCGCUGUCGAGCCAGGCAGAGACUGGAACAGAGAGUAGAGCUGAUGCUGAUUGGUGUAAUGCCUGAUGCCACUGCUCUGCCUGACGCAGGGAAUUCUGCCACAGUCGAUUUGGAUGAGUCCCCCAACACCCCAGAAGUCUCUGAUGGUUCCUCUGCAACACUGGAGUUUCUGUAUGAAUUGCAAUAUCAAUCAGAUGAAAUUAGAUCUCAGCUUGAAUCUUUGGUUGGUAUGCAGCUGGUUGAAAAAGAAUGGGAUACAGAAUCCAGAAUUGUAACACUGAUCUUUAAUGUAGUGUUUGUACCUAACAAACCAAUGAGGAAUGAGGCAACAGUGAUAAUUCAGUGUACUGCAGGAGGCCUUUGGAAGUUUCCAUUGGUGUUCAUUGCCACGGAGCCAGAAGUGGAUGAUGUGAUCAACAUCGAAGCAGUUGGCCUGAAUAAGGAAUCCAUAGUUGGCUUUAAGCUCACAAGCCAGACAAGGUACCCAGAGCCGUUCACCGCGCGCUUCCUGGCGGGCAGCGAUCCCGAUUUCCUCGUGAUGCCGCAAGCUGGAGAGCUCCUCCCAGCAGGCACCGUGGGAACCCAUAUAACAGUGGGAUACAAGCCAAGGAUGUAUGGCAGGAGGCACACAGCCACGCUGGUCAUCGAGACACAAUCAAUGCAGUGGACAUAUGUAAUCAAUGGACUUCCUCCACAGACUGUACCACCUACAAUGGCAGCAAAAGUAGUUUGCACCAGCAGCUACAUGGGAUCAUCCACAGUCCGACAGCGCAAUUUUAUACGUGAAAAUCUGAAACUUAUAACCACUGGGGCAUCCUCACCAAUCAAAGGAGCACCUUUGGUCCUUAGGAAUAAACAGAGAAUGUUAUAA